AUGGCCUCCUGCGAGCCACAGCCGUGGCUCCACGAGUUCAGGAGGUGCCUGAAAUCGCUGAAGAAUCCCGAGGAAUAUGUCAGCUUCGCUCUUUCGUACAACCCUCAUGAGCAGCUCCUGCGCGACCCUCCUGUUUCUGCCCAGGGCCACGAUAGGCGGAAACGGUUGGAAUCUACGACGAGAAAAUGCAGGGACGGCUCGAUGUGCAGCGGUAUAGUUACCCCGAGCGUCACCGAUGUGUACAAUUGUGGCACCUCCGCAUUCGUGAGGAGCCGUGAUGUCCAGUUAGACCUUUCAAAGGUUUACCUGCUGCUUUCCAACGCGAAGGAUGUCUCUGCGAAGGGAUACCCCAGCGGAUAUUCGGGAGCAAGACUCCACAAUGCUGUUGUGUCUUCGACGCGGAGUGAUUCCGGAGAGAGCGACGACGAUGGAUUCAACUCCAGCAAUAUAGGAGAUGACCAUGGCAAACAAACGUCACUUUUAGAUCAUGUUGUGAGGAGAUUUGAACGCUAUGUAGUGAUCUGCAUGGCGCUUGCUGAGCAGUUUCCCUUCGAGCAUGCAUCAUACCAACAUUCGCCGGACGUGGACCUUGCGGGGUCGGAUAAACGAGAGAAACGCCUGUUGCGCCGAUCGCUGACUAACUUCAGGAUAAACCCAGGGGACUAUCGCAAUCUAAGGGGGGUGUCUGAUCCGGUGAAGGAAGUUGAAACAGUUACUGCGGACCUCAAUGUUGUUACGACCUUGAGUUGGCCAUUUUACAGGGAUGCCACGUGCGACGAUAUCUUCAAACUCCUCUGUUACUCCUUGAUGAGGGGUAAUUUCCAGGCCUUUGAUAUCAUUCUGCAGAAUAGCGAACCGUGCAUAUUGGAGCAUGUCAAGGAGAGUUGGUCAGUAUUGCUCAGUUACGUUCCCAUAGUGGGGGAUUACAGAAGGUGCAGAGACCUUUUAGGGACUGUCUUCAGUAUAUCAGAGCAAGUAUCGGAUGAAGAUUGUAGCAAAGUGAUUGACUGGGUACUGUGGAGGACAUACGUGAUACUGGAGGUAACGAAGUGCUCGUUCCACGUCGCCCUAAAAUUCCUUAAGACCAUGGCCGUACUUUUGAACAAGAUCCAAACUACUAGCGCGAUUGUACGAUCCAAGUUGUAUUUGUUCCGAUCUCUUCUGUCUCUGAUGAAGCAGUACAUCAUUUAUGUCAGUUUCAAGACUGGGUCCGUUAUGACUGUUAAGGAAAUCGAGGCGUCAAGCUGCCUCUCCUACCUUGGGUUCCUCCAGCUAAAAGCUAGUGAACGACUUCAACUGUUCAUAGAAUGCAUCGAAAUGCCAAUCCUCGGCCAGGAAAGUUGCGUGUGUGAAGACAGGUACAGGGAUAAGUAUGGCAUAUACAAGGUGUGCCUGCACUGCAAGACCGUUAACGCCACAAACGUAAUGACUGUAUUCUUCCGGUUGCAGUGUAUCAACGAAGACAUUAGCGAUGUAGACAAUGCUUUCUGUGGGCUAUCCGAGGAGUUCGGAGUUUUCUUCGCAGAGCUGAAACGAUGCGCGAACACUAGUAGCACAGAAUGCAUGGAGGGCCUGUAUCAAACCUUUGAUGGUGAAAUAAGCACAGAUCUCUUCGAGACCCUGUAUGCGCUAACAAAUGCGCUACUGGUGUCCGGGCACCGCGAAGUGGCAUGCAACACGGUUUUCCGCUUACUGUUCGACCGCAGCUCUCGUUAUAACCUUUUGGAGAACUACUUCGUAUAUAAGUCGAUUUUCUCCCUGUUUGGCAUAACCAACGAUGCUUCGGACGAUGGUAAUGCAGCUGUGCUGGCCCAUGAAGCAAGUCGGACAGCAAAUGUGGGUAAUUCGUGCCUACAGAGAUUGUCCAGGGAUCACACUACCGCGUGCAGCUACAGCAGGUCGGAACCUGCCGACCCGGAUUACCUGGAUUUCAUUAGAACUAGGAAUAGUGGGGAUGGGAAAGUAACGUUGGCAUUGGUUUUGAAGGCGGUCAGGUGUCAGCUCAACUUCAUGGAGGCUGUGCUGAAUUUAAUGUCCAUAAUGCGAAUGUUGCCCCUGAAUUUUUCGAAGUUGCAUAUCGGAAUAGCUGAACUCACAGAAGCGCUCUGUGACCAGGACAGGGCCGCCUCGCUUAUUCAGAAGAUUCUCGUACGUAUAAUUGACAAACGCCCGUCCGUGGAUGACUUUCGCAUGUGCAUACAUGCCCUGCAGGACAUCGCCGCACAUAUCAACGGGUUAUCUCUGCAAGACUUGCACAUGAUGUUCUUCUUCACCAUAUGCAUCUCUUCUAGCGAGGUAGGGUACUUGGAUGCGCAAAUCCAAGUCUGGUUCGCCUCUUCGAGCAAGGGAAUAGACAAGAUCGGGAUGUUCCUCAUGGCCUCACUGUCUGCUGUGAAGGCUGUAAUCUACAGGUUAAGUGGCGAGCAACACGUGAACUUCGCAAUGGCUAAGCUGGUCACUGAAUUAUCGCACGGGCUUCAUGAGGGGGCAGCCGACUGGAAAUAUCUCAAGCACCCAAUUUACGAAUCGGCCAUAAAAAUGCACGAAAUGAUACAAGUAUACCUGGACUUUUUAGGCAUCGAUUGGGAUGGGAACCUAGUAAAUGAGGGUGGCAGCGUUCUCAGUUUCAUAGAGAGUGGCGACAACGUGCAGUACAUUCCUGACUAUGAAAUAAUCAUCAGCGAUAUCAGGCGCUUGGGGAUGUUCCAAAGAAUAUCUACAGUUGCAACUACCACCUCCCUGUUCUCCAGUAAUGUGCAGGGGAAGCACAAGAAGUUGGGCUACAACCUAUACAACAACAAAACCGAACUAAUGGAGCAUGCACUCAGCAGCCUGGCUGCCUGCUACUUAGAAAGUGCCGAAAAGGCGUCGCCGGACACCGAGACAUAUUGGGAGUGCCGUAUUUUUGCAUCAAUCUUGCGCGGUGCAUAUAUGGACGGCGGGGAAGGUUUUGUGUACGGUGAAGGCCAAAUGACAAAGCGAUUGUGCCAAAUUCGUGAUGACGCCUUACUGGUGCUACCGGCGAAAGCACGCAAGGAUAUUCUAGCGAUGUUGGGGUUGAUACUUAAUCUCGUACAGGAAAGCCAGUCGCAUGGAAACGCUGAGAGCUCGGCAGUGGAAAGCGCCGCAAUGUCCGUGUUGAUGUGGCGACUACUAGCUUCAUCGUAUGUUAGGUCGGCUGAUUUCGGAGGCCUGGCAAAACUGUGUGCACAGUUUGCUAACGAUGAACUCCCUGCAUUCAUUAGGUUUUUGAAGGAGAACACGUUCCACAUUGCACCGAUACAGCUUGAUUCGGCAAGUGAAGCAUCCGACUUGUGCGCCUCGAGCAUCACACUCUUCGAGGUCAUCACAGGACCUGACUGUGACACGGAGUCGACGCAGAAUGCAGGAAAUGAACUGGUCGUGAACGAUUUUGUGUUACGAAACUGCAUUCUUAAGCUGCUGGGCAAGGUUAAUUUGGCCAAGAUCGAGGUAUGCCAGCCGGACAAAAUGAAAAUUUCGUUCGACAAACUGGCGCAUCGUUUCACCGGCAACACUGCCAGCGUGCUGCUGAGCAAGGCUCUGGGUAAGGCGGAAACCGGGCUCUCUUCCAUUAACUUGAAGAAGAUGCAGUUCGAGACUCUGAAAGGCAAAUUCUUUUCAUCCGCUAAGAAAAGCACGGAUAUCUUUGACGGCCGUUUCCUACCCGUUUUGAAUUUCUACAACACGGCGGUUUUGUGCAUCACAGAUUACGACUUCUCCGAUCCUGCCAAAGUAGGGGACGGGAAGGCCGACGACCAAGACGUGAUACGGUGGCGCUCAGUUGUGCGUUUUGACGUUGUCCAACUGCUACGCGUGGACGUCGAGCUAGGUGUCAUGAUGAUGCUUGAAAUGUGCAACUUCACGAUGAACAUCUUGUUUAUCGAGCAGAUGCACAAGAUAUUCCACAACAUCAAUGUACAUCUGUGCAUGCGCAUUAUACAGGUCUUGCGUUCGCGUCUCAGCAAGCUGGGUUGGCAUCAAUCGCUGAUUGCACAUCUGGAAUCCAUAGAGGGAUUUCUGUCACUCUUCCUCGUUUUCCCAGGUGAGGUUGACAUUUACAUCGGUCGCUUCAUAGCGAGCUCAACCUACCGGGCGGAUUUCUUUGCACAAGUGGCCGAGUACGUCCUGGAAGAUGUCAAUGCGUUCUUGCAGAUUUAUAAGUGUCUCGAUGCCCUGUUCUCGUGUAAGGAGGCUGACAGAGAAUCGUCUCCCAGCUUUAACGCGCCACUAGGACUCGGAGAUCUGACGAACGCACUAUGGACGAACAUAUGUCUCCCAGAGCACCACUGCAGGAUUACGGAUCCGCUAAUCGUUAGCGAAUAUGUCAGCAUCCUUCUUCAGUCGUUGGAGAAGACAUUCUGGGCCUCCGAUCCGGAUGAUCUCUUGGAUAAGAUUAGGUCUAUUGAGCCAGAGUUCCUAAAUUUUGGCGCGCAGUAUCGCAACUGUUUGCUCUCCAUGUACGACUGCUACGUGCAGAAACGAAUGCACAAACCGGGCAAUUGGCUGUGCUGGAGAAAGCUUGUUUACAGGUACUUGCAGGUGUAUCCUGAAGAAGAAACCUUUUUCGGCGACCUCUUCAGGCCCGCGUCGAAUGAAGUGUUGAGGCUCCUGGAGGUCGUCGAACGCACCACCGACGGUUUCGACAUCACGGAGGUCGACGACUUCGAUAUGUUUAAAAGGCAGCUGCUGCGUAAGGUUAACGUCCGCAACUACUUCGAGAUCGUCAACGCAAUGCGACAUGUCGACGGGGAAGCGGCAAAGGUCCUCCUGGAAUUCGUCCGCAGCGACAUUCACGGCGCUGAGUACGUGACCGGGUUCAAUGCGGCGCGUGCGCUGCACAGUCUCGACGUGGAGACAGCCUCGCGGUGGUAG
Messenger RNA from Babesia bigemina, 4893 nucleotides. RefSeq lists its product as hypothetical. Lineage: Eukaryota; Apicomplexa; Aconoidasida; Piroplasmida; Babesiidae. Bases 1 to 4893 code for a protein of 1630 amino acids. The record is from RefSeq and is a predicted model, not a curated record. The transcript has a single exon.